AUGCCGGCCACUUCAUCCCUUGCCGCGUUGAUGCAGUCGCCGUCCACACAUACCGACUCUACGAUCCUCGCACAUGGCAGAACCCUACCGGAUGUUUCGCUAGAUUCGCUGGGAUCCAGCUUCAGGUCGGAAGAUGAGGAGCGGAAUGUGCCUGUUCGACUUGGAGUUGGCGGGAUACGGCCGCAGGUCUCGAGGCUACCUACCCUCCCUACGAUAGACUCUCCCGAUACAUCCCGCCUCACCCCAUCCCCUCCACCCGCAGCCGCGCUCCUCAUGUCUCCACCAGCGACCGUCCGCCGCUCAUCCUCCUCAUCCGUCCUCGAGCGCACUCCCAACACUCAAGCUCCUCGAAGAUCUCGGAUCAUGCGAUCACAACUCACCGGCUCCGUCUCCUCGGCCUCGUCAUCUGAUGCCGGGCGGAUCAACAAGCGGUAUGGCGAUACAGACGAUGAGAGUGAUGCGGCAGGCGUACUAGCUAGUCUGAGCAUCAAUAUCACGCCGGGGAAGGGCAAGAAGGGAUAUGCGGCGGGACCGAGUAAGCGGAGUGGGCGCCAUAGUGUUGCGCUGGAAGGGACGGGGCCGAAGACCUUGCGAGAGCAGGAGCAAGAACUCGACUCGGUCAAGAAGGACAACUUCAACCUCCAGCUCGAGAACCACUUUCUGAAGGAACGACUCGGUCAGAUGGCGCCGGACCAUAUCGAAGCUGCGCUCAAGGAGAACGUCAAGCUCAAGCUGGAGAUUCUGAACCUGUCGAAGGAGACCAAGAAGAUCAAGAAGCUUCUCCUUCAGCAGGAUCGGGAUCUGAACGAUGUUCAGCGGGAACGGGAAGGCGCAUCGGGUACGAAGGGCGAAUUGAAGGAAUUGGAGCGAUUAUACAAGGAAGAGAAGGACCGGCGGCGCACGGCGGAGAAGGAAUUGGCGACGAGGGGGCCGGGCGCAGGAGGGCCCGAUGCGGAGAAGAUGAGGGCGCAGAUGGAGGAUGUGGAGGCGCCGGAGAAUGUCUGGAGGAGGCGGUGUGAGCAGCUCGAAGAGGAGGUGGAGCAUCUGAAGGGAGGUCUGGAGGAUCUGGAGCAGGAUCUGGCGGCGGAGCAGGAAAGGGCAGAUAGGGCGGAGGAUGGCGCAGUGGGACCAGAAGGGAGUAGUGAGCGGGACGAGAGGAGGAGGGCUAGGAUGCAGGCGCUAGAGGAGGAUAAUGUGAGGUUGGUGGAGGAGUUGGAAGCGAUGCGAAGGGAGAGGGGAAGCUCGGUGGCGGAUGAGCUGGAAGAUCGCUUGAACGAGAUGCAGGACAGGCUGGCGGCGGCCCAGCUCGACCUGGACAAGCGGGAUCAAGAGAUUGACGAGCUCAACGCCGAGCUGGAGGCGAGGUUGCGGGAUCAUGAGAAGGAGAUUGGUCAGGUGGCGGCGGAAUGGAGGGACGAGGUGCUGGAGGCAAGAGGGCAGGUCGAUGAGCUGAAAGAUCACGACAUCAAGGAGCUGCGGGAGACGCUGCUCGAUCGGGAAGAGGAAGUCGGGGCGGUGACGGAGCAAGUGCACGCGCUGGAGGCUGCUCAGGCCGAGACGCACGAUCGGCUCGAGGAUACGCUGAAGAAUAUCGAGCGGGAUAACGCAGAGAAGGAGGCGGAUCUGAUUGCUGCGAACCGCGAAGUGGAAGAGCUCGGUCAGCGGGUGUACGAGCUCGAAGAAUUAGCAGACGAGCUCAAAGCGCGCGAAGCAGACCUCAAUGCCGACUUGCGCUCAGCGGACGAAGCCUUCGAAUCCAGCAAGACGCACUACGAGUCCCUUGUCGCUGCCCUCAAGGACGCGCGCCGGAAAAUCCAAUCAGACCUGGACGAGCUUCAUGCGCAACACAAGGCGGAUACGGAGCGUCUCAGGCUGGAGAUACAAGAUCGCGAGACGCAUCUGACGCGCACGAAGCGCGAGGUGGAGGAUGCGAGAGAGAGGGUGGCCAUGCGGGAUAGGGAUCUGGUCAAGGUGCAGAAUGCGCUCAAGGCGUUGGAGAAUGAGCGAAGGAAGUUGGGGGAUGAGGCGACGAGCGACAAGUUUGGAUUGGAGCUUGAGAUGGAGCGUUUACGGAGGGAUUUGGACGGUGCGGAGGGGGAUCUCGAAGAAGCGAGGGAGGCACUGGCGAAGAGGGAUAUGGAGUAUUCGGCUAUGCUGGACAGACAACGAGAACUUCAGGACACUCUAUCGGCAGAAAGGCAGGCGAGGCUCAACAUGUCGGACAAGCUAGACGAGGCUAUGAAGUCCUCCAAGCGGUAUGAGCGCGAAGUCACCCUUCUCCGCGAACGCAUCGAAGAGCUCGAACCACUUUUGACCGAGACGCAACAUGAUCGCUUCACCUUGCAAAAGCAGAACGAGCAGCAGCGCCAAGAGAGGAGCGAAUUGCUGCUACGGGUCUUCAAGGAUGUCAAUCGGUUCCUCGGUACCGAGGACCAUACCACCCCCGCCAGCUUUGACGCCUUCCGCAGUACCCUCUUGACCCGUUUACGGUCGAUGAAUGGGGUUCGGACGGACUUUGAGAAACGAGUCAAGGAGACUGAGGCUUCGGUGGAUCAGCGCAUGGCCGUGCUCAAGCGGCAAUUGGAGCAGAAAUGGCGUGCUCUCGACACAUUCGAGGCGUCCGUCAAGAAGCUUGAGUUGACCCGGAUGCAGUGGCGCAGCAAGUACGCGUUGAAGGAUGGCGAGCUGGAAGCGGCCAAGACUCGUAUCAACGACCUCGCCUUGCAGCUCUCCUCUGAACGCGCCGGCUCCUCUUCCACCUCUAAUUCAACAUCCUCUCACCUUCGCUCCCUCACUGAGCGAGCAGAAAGCGCCGAGAAACGUGCCAAGGCCAGCCAGAACCAGCUCGCUCUCCUCGAAGCCAAGGUCGCCGAGAUGCAACAGCGCGCAGGACAGGCGGAGAAUAAGUGGGAAGCAAGAGUCAAGGAGUAUGAGAAUCGAUUACGGAUUGCCGGGGAGAAAAUCAAGACGGAGAAGCAGGGCGGGAAGGAGCGGGCUAUGCAGUUGGAGAAUCAGAUCAAGGAGCUCGAGAGGCAGGUCGAUGGUGCGAAGCGGAGGAAUGCGAGGGCGGAGGGUGUGGUGGCUACGGCGGCGCACCUGAUGCCGAGGUCUGCGUCGGGCUCAUCUAGUCGGGGGAAGGAUAGUCUUUAG
Molecule: messenger RNA, 3150 nt
Organism: Dioszegia hungarica
Lineage: Eukaryota; Fungi; Basidiomycota; Tremellomycetes; Tremellales; Bulleribasidiaceae
Exons: 12
Coding region: 1-3150 (1049 amino acids)
Cellular component (GO): microtubule organizing center
Source: RefSeq, a predicted model, not a curated record